AUGUCUUCGCAAGGUUUACUUUUUAGGCAUUUAUGCCGCCCUUAUUGUUCCAAUGCUAUCCUUUCCCGGCCAAUUCGGCUACCGCAAAACUCGACAAUCAAAGCCUUGUACCCGACCCGAUGUCUUGCGACGGGACGGGUAGUCCCCAGAAUCGUGGAGCCUUCCAUGUGGACCUCUCUGAUUCCAAAAUUCCUUCGAAACCGGGAUUUGCGUGGAACACAAGCUGUGCCGCGGAAGUCUAGGGGCCCCAAUGCGGCGACAUUUUUUGUUGUUAUGUUCACCCUUAUCGGCUCCCAAGCCAUCCGGAUGGUCAUGCUUCGGAAUGAGUAUAGGAAUUACACCAGGAGUGCGGAUGCGAAAAUUAGGCUGCUGCAAGAGGUAAUCGAACGACUCCAGAAAGGGGAAGAUGUGGACGUUAAGAGAUUAUUGGGCACUGGGAAUGAAGUGAAGGAGAGAGAAUGGGAAGAAGUUCUAAAAGAAAUUGAACAGGAAGAAUCUCUAUGGCAUUCCAAGUCUAGAAAGACCACACAUCGUGGAAAUCCGCCCAAGUCCGAGAUCGAGCCACCGGAGAGCGGGAAGAAGAAUGGAACGACAGCAUAUCAACAAACCUCUGCCAAUGACAGACCUCCUACUGAGCAAAGCAAGCGCCAGCCGCCGUCCAAUUUCUACUGA
Molecule: messenger RNA, 672 nt
Organism: Paracoccidioides brasiliensis Pb18
Exons: 2
Coding region: 1-672 (223 amino acids)
Source: RefSeq, a predicted model, not a curated record